Molecule: messenger RNA, 1435 nt
Organism: Liolophura sinensis
Lineage: Eukaryota; Metazoa; Mollusca; Polyplacophora; Chitonida; Chitonidae
Exons: 4
Coding region: 178-1287 (369 amino acids)
Source: RefSeq, a predicted model, not a curated record
GAGAAGGCGUGGCGCAAGCUGACGACGCUUUGUACUAGUAGCUCGAAGACAAUUGAGGGUGUUUUCAUGACUGUAAAGUUCUUUGAGAAAAGAGAAAAAGCAGGAAAUCAACAUAGUGUCCCAUGUUUACUACAAAAUAAGAAGCCUUGGAAUAGUGAACACAUGUUAUAGCACAGAAUGGCCGCCACUGCUGUACGCACCCCUCCGCGCACCUCACCCCUGGCCGACCUUUCCUCAGGACAGUGCACCUCCCGGACUGCCAGCUCUCCUCAUGAUGUCUACCAAACCAGGAGGACCAAGGCUGUCCACAAACACACCUUGUUUGGCUCAGGUCUGCAAAAGCUGGACGAAGGUGACCUGAAACAACUCAGUCAGAUUGAUGUGAGCAAGUUAAACGCUGAUAGGCAGCAACUGAGACCAGGUCUCGAGCGAUACAAACAGGAACUUGAUGAAACCAAACUUGCUCAACUAAAGGCUUACACGGAUUUAAGGACUGCUCGGGAAAAGGCCGUGUGUUUCGAACCCGCUGGCAGAAAGCCUAGUAUGCCCCUCUUACCAAGCCAGGGGUGUACAUCUGUUCGACCCCACCAAUGGUAUAAACCGGAUGAUCUUCACCAUGCCAGCGAGAUUAACAGAAUAGGGCUUAAUUCUCGUCAAAGUUAUAACUACGACAGGUACCGCACCAGACCACCCGUACAUAAGUACGCUCUUGUUGGGGACAUUAUGCGACCGGGGAUGGAUUUUACAGGACGGAAUGACGAGGAGUCGGCUAAAUCUUCCAUGAAGUGGAGCACACAGGCCAAUGCGUCUAGAACCACCAGAAGUCAAACUGCAGCACCAACGUUUUCCAGUCAAAAAUGUGUCGUCGAUCUUCCCGUGAAUAUCAAACAUUUCUUUGGCACCAAAGUCUGUGAUUCUUUACUCUCUGACCAACGUGUUGUGAACGAUACGCUGACCCAACAGAAGCGAGACAAAGAGGCUAUGGCAAGGCCUUCUGGCCGUCACAAUGUCUCACCGAUUGACCCUGGAAUCUGUCCAUCAUACGAGGCUCUCGGCAACAGUUCGCGACAGAACAUUUUCCCAGGGUAUUCCAUUUAUCAUAAGAAAAGCUUGGCCAAAUCUGUGUACACUGAUGACGUCCAUCGACAUCGGGAUCCACCCCCAGAUAAAUAUCGCUACCAGAGAGAUGAACUCAGCACGUGGGCAGAACAUAAUGUCCUGAGGGAACGAAUGAAGAAAUCCUGGGAUCAGUAUCUGGCACAAUUAUCUGGGAAGGCACAGAGCUAGAAAUAAUAUUGACAUAAUCUAACAGGCUGUUUGUAUUUUAGUUUAGCGAAAACUGCACGCCUCUCUUACUUUUGAUCAUGGCAUGAUUGUUAGCUUUUUGUGUUCUUAUUUUUAGUUUAUGCCUGAGUUUUCAUCAACUUAAAAUCGG